Messenger RNA from Phragmites australis (common reed), 922 nucleotides. RefSeq lists its product as uncharacterized. The transcript has 2 exons. NCBI's taxonomy places the organism in Eukaryota, Viridiplantae, Streptophyta, Magnoliopsida, Poales, Poaceae. The coding region runs from base 39 to 818 and encodes 259 amino acids. The record is from RefSeq and is a predicted model, not a curated record.
ACUCGGAAACCACCACCACCUUCUCCCACCCUCCGCCCAUGGCCGGCCGCAUCCUCCUCCGCGCCACCGCCCUCGGCCUCGCCGCCGCGACGGCGGGCUCCCUGCACGCCGUGUCCAAGUGGACGCCACCCCGGACACCCCCUCCCUUCGUCCCAUCCGCGAGUCUCAUGCUCAUGGAGUCCGCGCAGGGCCUCCAGGCCGCCCUGCUCGGCGCGCACCCGCUCUCCGGCGCGCACCUCAGCGACGUCCGCGCCCGCGCCGAGCAAGACCUCACGCGCAUCGACGCGGAGGGCGCCGAGGGCGACCCAACCGCGGCCGCCGACCUCCGCCUCCUCCUCGCGCUCCUCGCCGCGCGUGACGGGCGCACUGACGAGGCCCUGAGGCUCUACGCGGAGGCUGCCCGCGACUGCCCGUUCGAUCGCCGCCCCCGCGCCCUCGCAUACCAGAUCUCCCUCCUCGCCGGGCGCAUGGACGAGGUCGCGCGGUGGAAAUCAGCCUACCGCCGCCUCGUCCCGAUCGACGACUCCACCCCCCCGGGAUUCGAGUCCCACGAGACGAGGGAGCUCAUCCGCGAGCUGGCGGUCGCGGCGACGCUGGGCGGCGUGUACAACCUCACCUACCCGCAGGAGAGGCGGUUACUCAUGCAUGCGGCAUGCGGUGCGGUGGACAAAGGGCUGGUCGCUGCGCUGCAGGACAAGACGCUGUCCACGUCGGAGAGGCUUCAGCUCCUCGCGCUGCACGUGUACCUGCAGGCCAAGGUGCGGCUCCUCGUGAGGAAGGAGCAGCGGGACAUGGCCGACGCAGCUUCGGUUUCUUGAUUCUAGGUUGAUGGAGUUACUUCGAAGAUCAUGUUCGAACUGAGGCAGCAGUAGCAGUUUUCAGGUUCGCGAUUGUCUACUGUAGGCAGCAAUGUUCAACUUGC